CUCAUCAUGGAAUUAUCCCUCACAUCCCUUAUCCUCUUCCUCCUCCUCUCCCUCCUCCCCUUCCUCCUCAAGAGAAAACCCCACUCCACCACCUACAUCCUCAACUACGAGUGCUACAAACCCUCCGAAUCCCUCAAGCUCGACACCUCGGCCUCGUGCAAGGUCGUCCUCCGCAACCCGAACCUCGGGUGGGAGCAGUACAAAUUCCUCCUCAAGACCAUGGUCAGCUCCGGCCUGGGCGAGGAGACCUACAGCCCUCCCAGCGUCGUCGCGGGAAGAGAAGCCGACCCCUCCCUCCCCGACUCCCUCCAAGAACUCGACCACAUCUUCUACCAAACCCUAGACAACCUCUUCGCCAAAUCCAGAGUCUCUCCUCAGGAAAUCGACAUCCUCGUCGUGAACGUCUCCUUGCUAUCCCCCUCGCCCUCGCUGUCGUCGAGAAUCAUCAACCGGUAUAAGAUGCGGCCUGAUGUCAAGGCGUUUAACCUCUCCGGGAUGGGCUGCAGUGCUAGCCUCGUUGCGGUUGACCUUGUUCGCCACAUGUUUAAGGUUUAUGGGAAUGCGCUCGCUGUCGUCGUCAGCACCGAGUCCCUCGGCCCCAAUUGGUAUCGUGGCGUGGACAAAUCUAUGAUGCUCUCGAACUGCCUAUUCCGAUCCGGCGGCUGCUCCAUGCUUCUGACGAACCGGUCAGAAUUCCGUGAUCGAGCCAUCUUCAAACUCAACCAUUUGGUAAGAACGCACUUCGGAGCCAACGACGAAGCGCACAACUGCUGCAUACAGGUCGAAGAUGACGAAGGCUACCCCGGUUUUCGACUGACGAAGAAGCUUACCACAGCAGCCUCAAAGGUGUUUGUUAUCAAUCUCAAAGUUCUGUUGCCGAAGAUCUUGCCGCCAUGGGAGAUUAUCCGGUUCGUUUUUGUUUAUCUCCGGUCGGGCAAGAAGAAGAAGAAGCAGCUUAUGGAAGCCCUCGGCGGCGCCGGCGGCCUUAAUCUCAAGUCCGGUGUUGAUCAUUUCUGCAUUCACCCUGGUGGCAGGGCUGUGAUCGAUGGAGUCGGGAAGAGUCUCGGGCUCAGCGAAUACGACCUUGAGCCAGCCCGGAUGGCGCUCCACCGCUUCGGCAACACCUCGGCCGGCGGGCUGUGGUACGUGCUCGGGUACAUGGAGGCGAAGAAGCGGCUGAAGAAGGGCGACCGGAUCAUGAUGAUCAGCUUCGGAGCUGGCUUCAAGUGCAACAAUUGUUUGUGGGAAGUUCUCCGAGACUUGGACGAUCCGAAUGUGUGGGAAGAUUGCAUCCAUCGAUACCCUCCUAAGAGCCUCGCGAACCCCUUCACUGAGAAGUACGGUUGGAUCAACGAUGAGUGCCUCAGCUUCGUUCGGAUUAAGGAUUGUGUGUUUUCGAGUUGUGCUUCUUGAUUUUGUCGUUGGGUUGUUUGGAUUGAGGGUUUUGGUUGAGGAUUGUUUGUACUAAGAAGGUCGUAACAUGUGGCAUUAUAAUUGUAGUUGAAAAUAAAUGUUUUGAGUUAUUUAUCUAGUAAUAAUGUUGUGAUGUUGAUUCGUUGAAGAAGAUUAGGGUGUAUAAACAUAUU
Messenger RNA from Salvia hispanica, 1586 nucleotides. Its product is annotated as 3-ketoacyl-CoA synthase 19-like. Gene Ontology annotation, molecular function: acyltransferase activity, transferring groups other than amino-acyl groups. Gene Ontology annotation, biological process: fatty acid biosynthetic process. Gene Ontology annotation, cellular component: membrane. Lineage: Eukaryota; Viridiplantae; Streptophyta; Magnoliopsida; Lamiales; Lamiaceae. The record is from RefSeq and is a predicted model, not a curated record.